AUGGGAAAUCGAGCUUGCAAUGAAUGUGCCAAUGACAAUUAUGAAGAGACUUUGAGAAACAAUAUUCAAUUUGAGCCCAAGAAUGAGAUGCAAAUGUAUGAUGAAAUUUUCGAGAUGAAUUUUGAUAUGGAAAUAGACUCUGUUGCUGAGGAAAAUGUAUGUGCAAAUCAUAUCCCAGUUCAAAAUCUAGAAAUCACUCCAAUCAAUAAUGAGUAUUUGCUUCAUACAAGCCCAUUAAACACUCAGAGAAGCAAAGUUUCUGUUAGAAGCAAUCGUAGCAACAAGGCAAAUCCUCAAAAUUUUGAAUUUGACCCAAAUCUUAAAGAAAUGCAAGGCGAACUUUUUCGAGUUAAGCCCUUGCCUAAAGAGCUCUACAUUUCUCGGUGGUGCACUCUAACCUCUUUCUCAUUUUCCUAUCACAAAUCCCAAUAUUCCUCUUUAUUUGAAGAACGUCCAUUGCUAGAAAUUCCUACAAGUUCUAUUUCUCACAUUUCAGCUUUUAGAGAUCAGAAGUUUUAUUUCGAAAUCCAUACAAAUGAUUUCAAUUAUUUUAAUUCUUCAAAUCUUUUAAUUUACUUAAUACCACGGUUAACGUCCAAUAUCACAUUACUUACCUGGGCUUUCGUCUUUGCUUUGGGUGUCCGGGCACCAGUAGUCAAUUGCAGCUUGGUCUUGAUCCCUCAGCAUCAAGCAUUCAGACUUCGACAGCUGUCAUUUACAACUCUUAGGCAAUAUCAACUUGCGUCCGUCAAAUAUGUGAAAGAUUUCAGUCUCCACCUCCUGGAGUUGGUGGGACACUUCCAGAAAUUCCAUUUAUCCUUGGGAUGGUUAUACAGCUCAGCGUAACGCUUGGCUUUUAAAAGCUCCAUCAUUGCUGGGAUAAAUUCGCUGACUAGGUCAAACCUCAAAAUCCAAAUACACAAGAGAAGAGUUAAAGCCUGUAGACCAGAAAAUUUGAUCUUAUUAAGUCAAAUCUUUUAACAGCUCGCACAAAUAAUUUAUUUGAACAAGCUGCUAUGGAUGCAUCAAAUUCAAUGAAUAAGUCUCAUCUAAUGCAAAGGCCGAGAUAUCUCACACCAGUUUCACCGAAACAAUCAUCAUCCUUGGUUAAGACUAUUUUAAUCCCUGUAGUUCCUAACUCCCUUACACUGUGGGAGAGCAAAAGAAUUUUGCUCGGUCAUUUAUGGGACUUUUUUCGAGAAUUAUAUAUAGCAAGCCAUCCUCCCUAACAAUAUAAUAUUUCGGCAUUAUCGUGGAGUGUCUUCAUAUCUGACAUUUCCAAAUCUCACAUCUGUUAACUACUCAACUGUGAAAACUCUAAAUGCAGGAUUUGGGUUUCAUAUGUGGGAAAGGUCCUGAGGUGUGGAGGCCCAUAUAAUUUAUAUCAAAAUUUGAAAAUAAAUUUAAUUUAAUCUAAAAUUUAUGUUUUAGAACACAAUGAGCAAUUUCAUUAUAAUAAUUCCCAAAAAUAUUUUAUAAACAAUUUUGCUUGCACAAAGGGUAGGUUUUCCCCAAAAAUUAGGAUUUUCCACAUUGAUUUUUGCUCACCGACUCUGGGAGUAAGAAUUUUAAGAAGAAUGGACAGUCUGUAAGAAAAAUGAAAAAUGCAUGGACAAAUAGAGAAAAUCAAAUGUAUUUGUGUGAAGAAAGACUACUAUUUGCGAUAGAUGAGGAAUAUGAAUGAAAGAAGUGGCUUUAUGCUUUCACUAAAAUUAUGAAAGUGAGUGUAAAGGAUCAUAAUUAA
Molecule: messenger RNA, 1744 nt
Organism: Blepharisma stoltei
Lineage: Eukaryota; Ciliophora; Heterotrichea; Heterotrichida; Blepharismidae
Source: the annotation of a GenBank genome assembly